AGAAGUGGGUUAAGGCUAACCAGAGUUACACUAAAGCGUCUUAUCGGGCGUCUUCUUGAUGACGCUGGAGUUGAAGCGACUGAAGGCAACCCAGGAGAGGUUUAAAAUUUUCAAAAUCGUCUGAUUUCUGACGUUUGUUUUAACGUUAACGCGGGCAAAUUAAAAGCGAUAGGCCUAUAUACUUCGAUUCACUUGUCAUUAGGUUAUAUUGGCCCUUAAAUAUGGGUCAAAUGACGGGGCCACAAUGAUAGCGUGACCCGCAAUACUUUGUUCAAUCCAUGACAGAUAAAUAGAUGUACGGCCCCCAAGUAUCAUGCUGAUCUUUGGGUGACACAAAUUUUAUGCAGCGCACGAAAAGCAGAGAAAACCAACAGGUUUAAUAGUACACCGAAAUGAGACUGGCACUAUACAUUAUGUAUAAUAUGCAGGCUAUUAGACUGAGGAAUUAACUGAGGAGAAAGAGAUACACGUUCCACAAGGUGAUAUUCAACUCAUCUAUAUUUUGAAUUCCUUGUUGUAAAACAGAGAGCAUCUUGUUAUUGAGUUCUUGCUACGGAGUUUCCGUGGAUGUACAGAUAGGCUGUUGUUUAAUGCUGGUGCAGCUUUGGUUAACACAUGGUCUAACCAGCUUAUAUCCCCGUGCUAGAAACAUAGCAAAGUGAUGCUGGUCCAUGUAAAAGAAGCUGUCUCAGAGAUGAGUUCGCAUGCCCCCCAAAAUGUCGCAAAUAUGUCGUCCUCCAUACAAGCAGUUACAUUACAGAGACCAGUUUUUACAGGUGAUUGUAGGGAUUUUUUUCUUCACAUGUGCCCCACAUGGACUUCGAGUGGAGACUGCCAAGCCAAGUUACGGUUUAUGCUUGAGUUUUGCCCAAAAUCUUGCGAGUUCUGUAUUCCCAGUUUUGCAGAUAUCUACCUAGAAGACUGGAAGAGUUUGAUGGUAUUGGUGACUUUGUUAGCCAUCUUGCUCCUCGGAACUACCGUGUUAAUCAUAUAUUCCAUCAAGUCUUCCAAAUGUUUAUUCAAAAAGAUGGUAUGGAAGAUAUUGGAUCUGGGAAGAUCGCCACGGAUAAUUGAAAAAACCUGAAAAUACCAUAUAUGCAGUAUAUGCACUAUUUUAAUGCCUGUGAUUUGUUUAUAUUUAAAAUAAUAUUUGUCAGGGGUUAUAAUAAUUGUGUAGAUAUUGGUGGUAUUCACAAACCUUUUUUAAUUACUAAUAAAUAUUAUUGAUGCAAGAAAACAAUACGUUGUACAUUCGUUCUUAUGGUUUAUUGAGGCACUGGAAUUUAACCUGUCAUAUGUUUGAGAAUUGUAGUAUUUUUGGAUAAUCCUUUGUCGAUUGCAAUUGUUAAAAUUGAUUAAUAUCAUAAAUAUAUUAUGCUUAUUACCAUCCAUAAAAGGUCGAAAUGGAAUGUUUUUUGAUAUUAUUAUUGCAAAAUACGUUAUGGGUUUUAAUAUACAACUUUUUAUUAUAUAAACUCAUCACCUAUCAACAAGGUCUCAUGUUUUUAAUUAAUCCAGUUGCAGAGUGUUAGAGUCUGUCAUUCUACAAAAAGUGCCUUAGUUGUAUUUUUAUCGAAUUGUUUACAAUCAAAAUAAAAUAUUAAGUUAAUAAAAUCGCUCAGUGGAGCAUGGACUCGCAAAAUAUAUAAUGAAGUAAUUCAACCAUGAA
Molecule: messenger RNA, 1669 nt
Organism: Lingula anatina
Lineage: Eukaryota; Metazoa; Brachiopoda; Lingulata; Lingulida; Lingulidae
Source: RefSeq, a predicted model, not a curated record